ACACACUUUAAUAACAAUAUAGAGAUAGCAAGAAUACUCCCUCUGCCCUUCAAUAACGCCACAGCUUUGGGUGAGGAAGGAGUUAGUGGCAAGAAACAGGAAACCGAAUCCCCCAGGAAUAAGAGAAUGGAGUGAUCACUAAGAUUCCUUUUAGUUUUAACUAGAUACAUGUACUACAGCUUGGGUCACUAUGUGUGGACAGUACUUAAUAAGUGAGUGAAGAAGACAGGCACAGAAGAAGACUCAUGCACUUACACAACUACAGAGGGCAAGACAAAAGUUUGCUACACACAGUUCUGAACUCAAAUGACCAGCAAGGAAUAACUCAUGUGAGGAAAAGAGCUGCAGAUGGUAAUAUGGCAAGCGGGGGUGAUUAUGACCUAAUUGGGAUUCCAUUCCCAAACCACAGCAGUGAAGUACUCUGCCAUCUAAACGAACAGAGACGUGAUGGUUUAUUCUGUGAUGUCAUUCUUAUUGUCCAGGACCAAGAUUAUAGGACCCAUAGGUCUGUCCUUGCUGCUUGCAGCAAGUACUUCAAGAAACUUUUUACUACAGGCACUUUAGAAGACCAGCCCAAUGUUUACGAGAUUGACUUUGUCACACCUGAAGCACUUUCUGCUAUUUUAGAGUUUGCAUACACCUCAACACUUACCAUCACUGCCUCAAAUGUAAAAAAUAUUCUUAGUGCAGCACAGAUGUUGGAGAUUCAGUGUGUCAUAAAUGUUUGCCUUGAAAUUAUGGAAAGCAAUGGAGACUUGGAUGAGGAGGAUGAGGAAGAAGAUGCAGAAGUAGAAGACUUCCAGAAAGGCGAAGAACAUUUUGGGGAAGAAAACGUAGAGACUGAAGUAGUAGACAAAAGCCAGCAAAAGUCUUCACCAUCACAGCAUAAAGAUGAGACACCUGCACAUGUUAACAAAGACUUUGAGAGUCACUGUCCUGAAAAUAAUUCUUCUAGCCACUUAGGGACACUGAGAGACUUCUCAAUUGAGUCCCUACUGAGAGAAAGCUUGUAUCCUAAAGUUAACAUCCCAGACAGAAUUGCAGUCCUUCCCCCCUUCGGAAAUGGAUUCUUCCCUCAUAUGUGGAAUGGAGACUUUGGGGCCUUUUCACAAGUGCCAGAGCAAGACGUGGACACAGGGCCUUUGGACUUGGUGAUAAAAAAAGGAAAAAUCAAGGAAGAAGAAAAGGAGACGAUUCCUUCAAUGGUCUACCCUAGUGAUUUUUUUAAUGAAGUACUUGGUAAAAACUCAAGGAGCCCUUUCAAUCACAUUAAGUCUGAAAGGGACUAUAGCACUUACCUCAGUUUCUUAAGUGCCUCCCAUUUGGGAGGAAUGUUUUCUGCAUGGCCUCUCAAUGAAGAAAGGAAGGUAAAGCCCAAGGCUUCCCAACAGUGCCCUAUCUGUAACAAAAUAAUCAUGGGAGCAGGAAAGUUGCCACGACACAUGAGGACACACACAGGAGAGAAGCCAUACAUGUGUAAUAUCUGCGAAGUUCGCUUCACUAGGCAGGAUAAGCUGAAGAUUCACAUGCGAAAGCACACCGGAGAAAGACCCUAUAUCUGUAUGCACUGCGAAGCAACAUUUGUACACAACUAUGACCUAAAGAAUCACAUGCGAAUCCAUACAGGUAUCCGCCCAUAUCAGUGUGAGUAUUGCUACAAAAGCUUCACUCGGUCAGACCAUCUCCAUAGGCACAUCAAAAGACAAAGCUGCCGGAUAUCACGACCUAGAAGAGGACGAAAACCUGCAGCCUGGAGAGCAACAAGCUUGCUGUAUGUGCAAGAUAACCAAAGGGAUGAAAAAUGCUUCUUGCAGCCGACCCUUGAACAAAGGAAUGGGCACCUUGGGGUUGGGGAUGUUGGUAUUCCAAGUCCUCAAAAUGGACAUUUUUUGGGAGAUAUGAGAAGUGCAAUCAACCUAGAAGAUGAUUUAGGACAAAGAUUUGAAAACACGGAUGUGAAAUUACUAGAAAGGACCAAUGUGGAGACUGAAAGGAGCAGGGGAAUUUAUGCCUAUUCUCUAAGCCAAAAUGAGAGCAAUCCAGCACAGCAGUACUACCCCGCCAGUGAACCCUGGAGGAUGGGGCUUGGUUCCAUAGCAUCUAUUCCAGAGCACAGCAACUGAAAUAUACAUGCGAUUUAUAAAGCUGAAGCCUACUGGUGACUUUCAAAGGUCUAUUCAUGUCUUACACUUUGAAGAACCUUCUGGGUGUCCUGCAAGAGAGUGAAGUAUUUUGUUCACAUGUUACUGUGGUGCACAUAGUUGCAUAUAAACAAUCAGAUAUUUCUACAAGACCUCUUUGAUAAUAUACAGACCACCCUG
Protopterus annectens (West African lungfish) is the source of this 2321-nucleotide messenger RNA. It is a transcript of the gene ZBTB7C, whose product is annotated as zinc finger and BTB domain containing 7C. Gene Ontology annotation, biological process: regulation of transcription by RNA polymerase II. The record is from RefSeq and is a predicted model, not a curated record. Lineage: Eukaryota; Metazoa; Chordata; Ceratodontiformes; Protopteridae. Gene Ontology annotation, molecular function: DNA-binding transcription factor activity, RNA polymerase II-specific; RNA polymerase II cis-regulatory region sequence-specific DNA binding; protein binding. The coding region runs from base 246 to 2123 and encodes 625 amino acids. The transcript is spliced from 4 exons.